AUGCCUCGCCCAGGUGUCGGGGUAUUCGGCAGAAACGCCGCGCCUACCCUCGAGAUCAAGCCUGAGUCGCCUUUCGUUGUCUUCUAUGGAGAGUCUUCCGAGUCGCAUGAGACGGAGUUGAGGGGAAAGCUGGUUCUGAACAACCCAGAGUCCAUGUCAGUGAGGAGCUUGCGAAUCACACUCACAGGCACCCGCAAAGUCUCAUGGCAUUUGACCAACACCGUAAGCCCGCAGCCUAUCACCCAAAAGACCAACUUCCUCGUCGAAGAACUCCAUCUAUUUCCCGUCGACAUCGGCAGCAAGACCAAAGCGCACAAACUCAAUGCUGGAUACCAUGAGUGGGAUUUCAAGUUCAAGAUGCCUGCCAACCUCGACCAGAGCGUUGAGGGUCUACCGACAAACUGGGUGGUUUACAGCCUAAAGGCCCACGUGGAUAGAGGGUACAUGAGCAAGCAGCUCAAUGCUACGGCGCACAUCCGCGUCAUACGCACGCUCGGACGCGACAUGCUCGAAUCCAUGCCCAUGGAGCAAAUCAACGAGGAUAUCUGGGCCAACAAAUUGGCAUACAAGAUUACUGUUCCACAGAAGAACUACAUUGUCGGAACGUCCAUAACGGCUGAUUUCGUGUUGAUUCCCCUGCGCAAGGGUGUGGAGAUCUCAACAAUCAAGAUGGAGCUGAUAGAGUCACGGCAAUUAUUUGCCGACUACGCUGGUCGCCGGAUAAGUCACCAGAACGACAUGCAAGUUGCGGUGACCGAAGGCGAUAUGCCAGAGAACUCGGCGCGCAGGGUCCCAGACGGAACAGAAGACACAGAUGCGCUAUUUGACGAAUCGCAUCGCUUCUCCAUGACUCUCGAUCUGCCAAAAUCGCUCAAGAACUGCCGGCAAUCAGUGGACACCGAGAACAUACGGCUAACGCACAAGCUGCGGUUAUACGUGAACCUCAAGAACCCAGAAGGUCACACUAGUCAACUGCUGGUCAAGAACCAUGUGCACCUCUUCAUUUCCCCGAAUCUGCCUCCGAACGAAGACCAGAGUGUGAUAGUUGACCAGGCUCUCCUGAACCAGCAAGCGAUACAGGACGAGGUCAACCAGAAUGCGCCUCCUACAUAUGGCCUGCAUCAACUGGAUUCUCUAUACAACGACAUUGAUCCAUCCGGCUUCAUGACCCCUGGUGGGAUGCACAGCAUGAUGAACAGUGGCGCCAACACACCCUUUUAUGCGCAAAGUCGCCGCGGCUCAUCUGAGAAUCUCACAUCUCUGGAUGCAGCCCUCCACCAACCUGGUGGCGGCGCAUCAGCAGCAGCUCUGCAACACCGCCUCGCAAACCUUAGCAUGGAUCACAGCGACCGCCCCAAUCGCUUCCAGCCUACUCGUCAACACUCGUCUGGCGAUAGUACACCAGCACACGACAGCGAGCAGGCUUACUUCGACCUCCCGCCAUCGAACUACGAUAUGGACGCUCUGGCCCGCACUCCCAGCUACAACACGGCUGUGCGUACGCCUGCUGGUUCCAGGACCCCUGGCGGCAUGGACAUGGAUCUGCCGAGCUACGAGAUUGCUACCUCAAGGCCUAGCUCUCCGUCCAGGAGUCGUGGUAGUAGAGGUACGACGCCUAGUCCGGCAAGAAGUCUGGAUACGCUGAACGAGGAGACCUAUCGCAAUACACAGAUGAACAGCAGGAGGCAGAGUCCCAGGGAUGGGAGCCCCAUCAGGACUAGCGAUGAUGGAAGGUAA
Molecule: messenger RNA, 1737 nt
Organism: Alternaria alternata
Lineage: Eukaryota; Fungi; Ascomycota; Dothideomycetes; Pleosporales; Pleosporaceae
Product: carbon catabolite repression protein cred
Exons: 3
Coding region: 1-1737 (578 amino acids)
Biological process (GO): ubiquitin-dependent endocytosis
Cellular component (GO): plasma membrane; cytosol; cytoplasm
Molecular function (GO): ubiquitin protein ligase binding; protein-macromolecule adaptor activity
Source: RefSeq, a predicted model, not a curated record